Molecule: messenger RNA, 339 nt
Organism: Aspergillus nomiae NRRL 13137
Lineage: Eukaryota; Fungi; Ascomycota; Eurotiomycetes; Eurotiales; Aspergillaceae
Product: nucleoside-diphosphate kinase
Exons: 6
Biological process (GO): GTP biosynthetic process; UTP biosynthetic process; CTP biosynthetic process
Molecular function (GO): nucleoside diphosphate kinase activity
Source: RefSeq, a predicted model, not a curated record
AUGUCCGACGAGCAGACCUUCAUUGCCAUCAAGCCCGACGGUGUCCAGCGCGGACUCGUUGGCCCCAUCAUCUCUCGCUUUGAGAACCGUGGCUUCAAGCUUGCUGCCCUGAAGCUCUGCUCCCCCUCCAAGGAGCACCUCGAGCAGCACUAUGCUGACCUCAGCUCCAAGCCUUUCUUCCCCGGCCUCGUCUCCUACAUGCUGAGCGGCCCCAUCGUCGCCAUGGUCUGGGAGGGCCGUGAGGUCGUUAAGACCGGCCGCACCAUCCUCGGUGCCACCAACCCUCUUGCCUCCGCCCCUGGCACCAUCCGUGGUGACUUCGCCAUUGUAAGACAUUUC